AUGCAAGCCCAGCAGCGACUUGUUGAUCUAGCUGAGCAGCCGUCACGCAAGAAGCAGUCGUCGCGUCCCUCUACGGCUCCUUCCAGCUUCGCACAUGUCUUCGAUGAGAACGCCCUCCCAACGAAAAGGCAGCUGAUCGACGCAGCGUCUUGUGUUGUCGUGGCUGAAAAUGGCAUUAGGGUGCCGUUUGGCGACCUCUUUCGGGACCAGAAGACGGUCGUUAUAUUUAUCAGGCACUUUUGGUGUCCUAUGUGCCAAGACUACAUGUUUUCCAUCGCCAAUACUGUAGAUCCACAAGUUCUCAAGCAGUCAGGAAUAAACCUUGUUGUCAUCAGCAAUGGUUCGUACAAUAUGAUCAAAUCUUACCGACAGAUUUUCCGGACGCCCUACGCCGUGUAUACCGAUCCUUCUUCUCGCCUCUAUGCUAUUCUGGGGAUGACUAUGAAGUCGGUUGAGCCAAAAGCAGAACAGCGUCGAAGUAGCUACGUCCGACAUGGUCGCGCGGGAGGUAUUGCUAUGGUCAUUGCAAAUGCUCUCCGUGUCGGCAUGCCCGUCUGGGAGAAGGCCGGCGAUGCUACCCAGCUCGGUGGCGAGUUCGUCCUGGGGCCCGGGAUGACAGCAUCGUAUGCACACCGUAUGCGAACUCGCAGCUCGCACGCGCCUAUCGUUCGGGUGCUUACAGCUGCAGGUGUGACCGUUUAUCUCCGUAGCGAGAAGCCGAAACCUGUUGUCUCAUCUGAUCCCGCUGGCCGGUCCUCUAUCGUCCUUGAGGUGGACGAGGAACAAUGGAUGGAGGAGCGACGCCGAAGUCUUGCCAGAAUCCGCGAGCGGAAACAGGCUCGAAGAUUAGGUGUUAGCGUCCCAAGCAGCGACUCCGGUUCUGAAAAGGAUACGGGACGUCAUAUCAGACAUUCUGUGAGUCUCAUGACUCGAACUGACAGCAUCGCGGAGGAGGAUGAGGAGUAUGUUAUUCCGAUCCUGAGGCCAAAGGCUGGCGCCACCACAAGCAGCCCUCUGCGAGGCGCUGAUGGUGACGAGUCAAGCGAUUCUGCUGAAGACGACACCGAUAAUUCAUCUGUAGAUACGCGAUCAAUGACAGGCUCGGACGCUGGAUCUGAGAAAGGCCAUGUUGGGCUCAGCAAGAAACCUGGCGCUGUCGAAUUUAUUCAUGACCUUUCUCCACCUAUACCGCUCCUUAUCUGA
Molecule: messenger RNA, 1203 nt
Organism: Suillus clintonianus
Lineage: Eukaryota; Fungi; Basidiomycota; Agaricomycetes; Boletales; Suillaceae
Exons: 4
Coding region: 1-1203 (400 amino acids)
Source: RefSeq, a predicted model, not a curated record